AUGGACAGUAACAUCCCCUUUAGGAUCAUUAUGGUCAACAUGCAAAAUCUCGGCUCUAAAAUCAUGAUCAUGUCUCUCUGCAUUUUACACGUCUUAACACUUUGUGAAGGGGGCCCUAUGAGAAAAAGGACGGUGAGUGAAGUCCAGUUCAUGCACAAUCUUGGGGAGCACCGGCAGCUGCAGGAGCGUCGGGAUUGGCUGCAGAUGAGGCUCCGUGGCAUCCACAGCGCCCCCAGCCGGAGCAGCAGCGGGGAGGCAGGCCGACUCAGGAGGAGACCUCGUCCCGAAGAGCUGGCCGACCUGAGCGACUUGACACCUGAGGAGUUCCAGUACGCUAUAAAGAUUUUAGAAAAACUCCUCAAGUCAAAGCACCCGUGA
Cheilinus undulatus (humphead wrasse) is the source of this 378-nucleotide messenger RNA. RefSeq names its product parathyroid hormone 1a (gene pth1a). Gene Ontology annotation, molecular function: hormone activity. The transcript has 3 exons. Gene Ontology annotation, biological process: intracellular calcium ion homeostasis. Lineage: Eukaryota; Metazoa; Chordata; Actinopteri; Labriformes; Labridae. Gene Ontology annotation, cellular component: extracellular region. The record is from RefSeq and is a predicted model, not a curated record. Bases 1 to 378 code for a protein of 125 amino acids.